AUGGCUGACGCUGAGCAGCCGAUGACGCUCGAGUCGCGUCACCCUCAGCGCACGCGCUCGUUUUCCCACGCCGCCGGGGGCCCACCACCACGCCGGCCGAUGGCGCGAUGGCGUCACGACGUCGGCGGGCGAGCCUGCCAUGCGCCAGCCGCCGCGGAGGAGCAGCCAGAGCCUCCCGGCCCCGGGGGGGGUGGUGGUGGUGGGCGAGCUGCUGACCCCGUGAGCCUCGUCGCGGGCGGGCGGGCGGGCGGGCCGGCGGGUAGAGGCCGGGCUGAGAGCCGCGGCUCCCAGGGGGUGCGGGUCGUGCUGGGAGAGCCGCCGGCCGCUUCCUCUCCUCUCUGGCCUGGCCGGAGCCUCGGCCUCGCCAUGGUGAAGAAGCGGAAGGGUCGGGUCGUCAUCGACUCGGACAGCGACGACAGCGGCAGCGAGGAGAACCUGGACCAGGAACUGCUGUCCUUGGCUAAACGAAAACGCAGCGAGCCUGAGCAGCCAGCCAGUAAACCGUCCGCCUCGUCUGACUCUGAGACCUCAGAUAGCGAUGAUGAGUGGACAAUGGGAGGCAACAAGAACAAAAAGAAGGGAAAAGCCAAGGGUGGAGACAAGAAAACGGGCAACAAGCGGGCAGUGAGCAAGGCCGCCUCAUCCGGCAGCUCCCCCGACAACAGCUCUGCCGAGAGCUCGGCCCCCGAGGAAGGGGAGGUCUCUGACUCCGAGAGCAGCAGCUCCUCCUCCAGCUCCGAGUCUUCAUCCUCCUCCGAAGAGGAAGAGUUCCACGAUGGCUAUGCUGACGACCUGAUGGGGGAUGAGGAGGACCGGACGAGGCUGGAACAGAUGACUGAGAAGGAAAGGGAGCAGGAGCUGUACAACCGGAUAGAGAAGAGAGAGGUGCUGAGGAGAAGGUUUGAAAUUGAGAAGAAACUGAAAGCAGCGAAGAAGAAAGAGAAGAAAGAAAAGAAGAAGAAAAUGGAGGAAGAGCGAGAGAAGAAGAUGCAGCACAUCCAGGAACCCCAGGUGAUGUCGCACAACAAGGAGCGGAGGUUAAAGCGGGUGGAGAAGCAGGACAAGAAAUCUCAGGCGAUGGAGGAACUGAAGGCUGAGCGGGAGAAGAAGAAAAACAAAACAGCUGAGCUGUUGGCCAGGAAGCAGCCUCUGAAGGCCAGCGACGUGUACUCAGAUGAUGAGGAAGAGGAGGAGGAGGAGCAAUCCAGUGUGAAGAGCGAGCGAUCGUCCAGGUCCUCAUCUUCCGACGAGGAGGAAGAGAAGGAGGAGGUUGCAGCUCGGUCUCUGCCGGUGGGGUUGCCGGAGGAGCUUAACAAGAUCCGCCUGUCGCGGUACAAGCUGGAGCGCUGGUGCCACAUGCCGUUCUUCUCCAAAACUGUGGUAGGCUGCUUCGUUCGCAUCGGCAUCGGCAACAGCAAAGGCAAACCGGUGUAUAGGGUAGCAGAGAUAACAGGUGUGGUGGAAACUGGAAAAGUCUACCAGCUUGGGAGCACACGGACCAACAAAGGACUCCAGCUGCGACACGGCUCAGACGAGCGGGUAUUCCGGCUGGAGUUCGUAUCAAACCAGGAGUUCAUGGAAACCGAGUUCAUGAAGUGGAGGGAGACGAUAAUGAUGGGAGGAAUGCAGUUACCGACUAUGGAUGAAAUUAACAAGAAAGAACAACAGAUCAAACAAGCCCUGGAGUAUAAAUUUAACGACCAGGACAUUGAGGAGAUUGUGAAGGAGAAGGACCGUUUCCGGAAAGCUCCGUCUAACUACGCCAUGAAAAAGACACAGCUCAUGAAAGAGAAGGCUAUGGCGGAGGAGGCGGGGGAGCAGGACAAAGCGCGGCAGAUCCAGGAGCAGCUGAACGAGCUGGAGGAACGAGCGGAGGCUCUGGACAGGCUGCGAACCAAGAACAUCUCUGCCAUCAGUUACAUAAACCAGAGGAACAGGGAGUGGAACAUCGUGGAGUCUGAGAAGGCUUUACUGGCUGAGGUCCAGAAUGAGAAAUUUAAGCAGAUGGAUCCCUUCACCCGACGUCAGUGCCAGCCCACCAUUGUCUCCAACUCCCGGGAUCCCGCUGUCCAGGCUGCUAUCAUUGCUCACUUGAAUGCAAAGUAUGGGUCCGGAUCACAGGCUGACUUGCCUAUGGAAUUAAACAAAUCGGAUCAGGGAGGCAGCAAGGAAAAGGACAGCAAUGCGAAGUCCAACUCCGAUCUCUCUGAGGACCUCUUCAAAGCACAUGACUUCGACAUCAAGAUUGAUCUGCAGGUGCCCAACGCAGAAUCCAAAUCGCUGUCUGUCAGCAACAAGACUCCGUCUGUCAAAGAUGGCACUCCCCGGCGCUCCCUCAACCUGGAGGACUACAAGAAGCGCAGAGGACUCAUCUGAUCCGCCCGCCAGCCUGCCCGGGCUGACUGCUGCAUGUGCCCUGAAAGCUGGGAGCCGCGGGCGGGCGGGCGUGCAGGAGGACUCUCGGCCAGCCCUCUCUGGCUGUGUGACCAGAGGGGAAGGUAGCCACUGUAUAAAAACCCCCCACACAUUUUGGUGAUUUUUAUUUUAUUUCUUAGUAAAACUGAGUUGAGUGCUGCUUUCUGUCCCUUUCCUUUGUGCUUUUCCCCCUAUGUAUAGUAAAUCUGCUCUGUACAUCGCGGUUCGUACUUUUUUAUCAGGUUUGGGAUUGAUGUUAAAUACCUGAGGAGCAGUGGGGUUUGUGUAGAUCCUGAACUCCCACCCCUCACAACACUUACACAAUGGUGCUCACUCAGAUCAGUGAGGUCCCUCUCUCCGCCUGUUUUUCGUGAAUGUUCAGCACCAAAAAAUACUGCAUUCAUUGACAGCCUGAGGGCCAGGGCCCCCACAGUGACAGCCUGGGAGCCUAGUUACCGGGCUUUUUAAACGAACAAAAUGCUGUGUAUCACGUCUCAGAGAAAUAGUUUGUCUGAUAGCAACUGGCCUCAGUGUUUGCAACCUGUUGACUGUCCACCUACACAGACACAACACACACCUACACAGACACAGCACACACCUACACACACAACACACACCUGCACACACACCUACAGAUACGCACACCUAAACAUACAGACACACACACCUCAACAGACACACGCAACACACACCUACACAGACAUACGUACAACACACACCUACAGACGCAUACACACCUACACACGCGCACAGUACACACCUACAUACACACCUACACAGACACACGCACAACACACCUGCACACAUGGGUGUAGGAUGAUUUUGUGUUGAAUUCUUGUGAAAAGCCAGCUGCCUGUUAGUUUUGAGGCUUGCUUGGCCAUUUUGUAAAUAAACCAUUGUUCAUAUGCA
Callorhinchus milii (elephant shark) is the source of this 3324-nucleotide messenger RNA. RefSeq names its product RTF1 homolog, Paf1/RNA polymerase II complex component (gene rtf1). Gene Ontology annotation, molecular function: RNA polymerase II C-terminal domain phosphoserine binding; DNA binding. The coding region runs from base 1 to 2376 and encodes 791 amino acids. The record is from RefSeq and is a predicted model, not a curated record. NCBI's taxonomy places the organism in Eukaryota, Metazoa, Chordata, Chondrichthyes, Chimaeriformes, Callorhinchidae. The transcript has 19 exons. Gene Ontology annotation, cellular component: Cdc73/Paf1 complex.